AUGUCUUCUAUCCCUUCCAAUAACCAGCACGCUGCGCCCAAGAUGCGUCCCGUUACAGGGUCCUAUUUGCUGAAGCAGAGGCCCAUCCAUCUUUUCCACGACAUCAAGGAAAUCAUCAAGAAUAGCGGCGUCACACUGUCCGAAAGCUGCUCCCAAGAGCUCAAGCGGUUUUUAGACGGAAAGCUUGAGCCUUACUCGCUUCCAUAUGGUGCGAAGCGUCCCAACCUCCAGGCUAAUCUCGACAACAUUGCUCGUCUUCGCGUUAGGAGGGCUCAACUCAAGGGCCAGGGCGCGACUUCAGAGUCGUUUCCCUCAGCCAACACCGACAAGCGCAACGGUUUCAACACCAACCCGCGAAACGUCGACGAGUCUUUUAUGGAUGUCUCCUCGAAUGUCCAAACAGCUCCGGCAGUACCGACACCGAGGACUUUGUUGAAGCGUGCUAGGGCCAACGAGACGGUAAAGUACGAUACCAUGUAUCGGAGAGGCCCAUUCGAUGAGGUCGCCAACCGGGCCCAUUCUCCAUACAGCUUCAAGGAGGCUCCUGUCGCGUCCAAGAGGUCUACCAAGGCUGAGACCUUCGAGCACGGUCCAGAGGACUUGAACGGGUCUUUCUACCUCCACCAUGACUGUCCGGCCUUCAAGAAGUUACUUCUGCAAGUCGACCAAUCCGCAUACGACAAGCCGUCUUUGAUCCAGGAGUGCGCCGACUCCCUCGAUGUAGUUGAAGAAGAACCCAUUGAGCGUGCACCCCUCUCUAUCACGAAGGACGACUUGGUGAAGCUGAAAGAUGGUACGGACAGCAACGCCAAUGGUCGUAGCAAACUCGAUCCUGAGGUCAACUCCAAGCCUACACCUGCCCCUGUCAUCAAGAUUGAGAACGCCAUGACCACGAGCGCUAAGCGCGCCCUCGAUGCUUUUGAAGAGAUAAACUCCGAGGCCGUCUCCUUCACUUCUGACAACCUCGACGUUAUCAGCAAUACCCGCCCUGCUGUCAACCAGACACCACCGUCCGUCCCUGCUAUCAAGACCGAGGACGUCGCCCCUGGCCCUCAGAGCUCCCUCAGCUCGUUUAUGUCCCCCGGCUUCCAGUCAUCGCCUUCAGAUGUCAAGCAGGAGGUCCAGGACACGCCCCGCCAGCUCCCGCUUCCUCAAUUCCUUCGCCUCCUCCGGUGA
This is a messenger RNA of Alternaria rosae, 1176 nucleotides long. RefSeq lists its product as uncharacterized. The coding region runs from base 1 to 1176 and encodes 391 amino acids. The transcript has 2 exons. The record is from RefSeq and is a predicted model, not a curated record. Lineage: Eukaryota; Fungi; Ascomycota; Dothideomycetes; Pleosporales; Pleosporaceae.